AUGCUUCUGAAGAGAUUCGUCUUCUUGGCCACUCUGGCCCUCGCUUCGGCCGCUCCCAGGAGGAGGGUAUCAAGUUCCUGCAGCGCCGCCCCUCAACCCGUUCCUCCUCCAGCUCUGCCUCUCAAUGGCGGUGAGCGAGAACUCGCCGCUCCCCCAACUGGCACCAAGUUAAGGCACGUCGUCCUCGGCCACGGCUACCAAAACUACACCUGCACAAAAACAGACGGCUCCGACACCCUAACGUCCACAGCCACCGGCGCCCUCGCCGUCCUCUACGACGUCUGGCCCUUCUUCCCCGCACAGGGCGCCUCGUCCCUCUCCCUCAACGACGUCUGGGGCCUCGCCACAGAAGCCGCCCACGACAUCAGCGUGCCCCUCAACAUCGACGCGAGCAUCACCCUCGGCCGCAUCGCCGGCUCCCUCCCCGCCGUCGUGAAAUCCAGUCCCUGGAUCGCCCCCGCGGACAUUUCCCUCCCCGGCGCCAAUGCCCCGCUCAAGUUCAAGGGCGUGCACUACUUUGAUGUCAACGGCGUUCCUACCUUUGAUGUUGGCGGUGACUUCUUCCGCGCGAAGAAGUUGGAUGACCUGAACGCACCCGCGACAGCGGCCACUAGCAAGGAUGGGAGCAAGGCCGUUAAGUGGCUUUUGCUGGGUGAUGCUGGUGGCUCGACGGGGAUUCAGUACGUGUAUCGUGUGAAUACCGUUGGUGGGGCAGGUCAUGCCUGUACGUCGGAGGGUGAUGAUAGCUCGGAGUAUGCGACGUUUUAUUACAUGUACGGCUAA
Molecule: messenger RNA, 783 nt
Organism: Scedosporium apiospermum
Lineage: Eukaryota; Fungi; Ascomycota; Sordariomycetes; Microascales; Microascaceae
Product: Malate dehydrogenase
Exons: 2
Coding region: 1-783 (260 amino acids)
Source: RefSeq, a predicted model, not a curated record